AUGACACUCAAUCAGACGAUGCGACGAAAGCGUCCACAAAAAGCUAAAGACCCAAAGUCACCACUACUCGAGGUCUGCCCUCAGAGAAAGGGUGUCUGCUCCCAAAUUUUUAUAAUGAAGCCCAAGAAACCCAACUCGGCGAAGCGGAAAGUCGCGCGUGUCAAGUUGACCACUGGGAAGACUAUCAUGGCAUACAUUCAGGGCGAGGGACAUAACUUGCAGGAGCAUAGUGUGGUAACAGUCCGCGGUGGACGUGCUCAGGACUUGCCUGGUGUCCGUUACAAGGUCGUCCGUGGAUCUUUAGAUUUCGGAGGAGUAGUCAAUCGUAUGACUGGACGGAGUCGAUAUGGAGCCAAGAAGCCCAAGAAAUAG
Suillus plorans is the source of this 372-nucleotide messenger RNA. RefSeq lists its product as uncharacterized. Gene Ontology annotation, molecular function: structural constituent of ribosome. The record is from RefSeq and is a predicted model, not a curated record. NCBI's taxonomy places the organism in Eukaryota, Fungi, Basidiomycota, Agaricomycetes, Boletales, Suillaceae. The coding region runs from base 1 to 372 and encodes 123 amino acids. Gene Ontology annotation, cellular component: ribosome; small ribosomal subunit. Gene Ontology annotation, biological process: translation. The transcript is spliced from 3 exons.